Molecule: messenger RNA, 1822 nt
Organism: Xiphophorus hellerii (green swordtail)
Lineage: Eukaryota; Metazoa; Chordata; Actinopteri; Cyprinodontiformes; Poeciliidae
Product: serine protease 27-like
Exons: 6
Coding region: 816-1811 (331 amino acids)
Biological process (GO): proteolysis
Molecular function (GO): serine-type endopeptidase activity
Source: RefSeq, a predicted model, not a curated record
CCUUCCAUUAGCUUUAACUCAGGCGAAGCCAAGUUUCAGAGAAAUAUCAACAGACACACAUUGGUGACACUAUUAGCAUUAGCAUGGUUAGCUCACCCAAACUGGAACAGCUUCUCAUCUUGUUGCCACAACAGGACAGUCUAGUUCCUCAUUGGGCAUCCUGGGCAUCCUGCCCAGUGACAAGUUUCCAGUUCAGUUUUGUUUUUCACUAUUUUGGCUACAGGUGGCUUCCUUCCAAAACAUCCAGUCUUUAGGUACAUUAUCACCCUCUACUGUGCUUCAGCGUGCACCAGAGUGUCUAAACUGCAUUCUUGUGUAUAAUCCUAUUUUCUGUGAAGCUGUGAAAGGGAGAUUAUAAGGUAACACAGAGGAGCUCAACUAAGCUCUACAACCUUACUAACAAUAAUUAAUAGAGAAAUUAAAACCUUAUGGCAAUAUUAAAAGAAUGAAAGAAAGGAAACUGCUAUGUCUUCAAUCCCUUUAUGUCACGGCUUAACAUUGAAGACAUGAAGAAGUUUCAUUCUUGUUGUUAACAUCCUCUGUUGAUCAGUCACUAGUUUUCCAACUGCCAUGUUCUAACCUACCCAUCAUUCCCUGGGCUACCGUUACUAUAGCAACUCUGAACAUUCCAAGUACAUAACAGAAAUGAUCGAAACACAAAUGAAAAUCAAACAGCCCCAAACACCUGAGGAUCAUGACAGCAUGGGCUCAUACUGUAAGGAGGAUUAGCAUUUGCACGAAGAAAAUGAAUCUCGAGUGUAUGACCUGUUUCUAAGAGGGGAAAAAAUGCACCACGACCGGAGGGGAGUUUGAAAAUGGCUUUCCCAAAGCUGACUGGGUUAGUCCUGGUGACCCUGCUGCUGUACAGUGGUUGUCAGUCGCAGCCGUUUGAAUGUGGCCGUCUGACGACCAACACUCGAAUUAUUGGGGGUUUAGAUGCAUAUCUUGGGACGUGGCCAUGGCAGGCAAGUUUGCAUCAGAAUGGUUUUGCAUUCUGUGGAGGAUCGCUGAUCAGCCAUCAAUGGGUCCUGACUGCUGCUCACUGUGUAACAUGGUAUGACCUUUUCGUCACAGAAGUCCAGCUGGGUACUGUAGAACUGGAUGCUGUCAGCCCCCACCGGGUGAAUCUAAGACUUGCUCAAAUCAUCUGCCAUCCUGCGUACGACUCUGAGACAUUUAACAAUGACAUUUGUCUUCUGAGGCUUUCAAAGCCUGUCAAGUUCACCAAGUACAUCCAACCAAUCUGCUUAGCUUCUGAAACCAGCGAUAUCCAUGACGGGAAAAAGGCCUGGGUUACUGGUUUUGGUGUGACUGCAACUGGAUCAUCAUCCAACAAGUUGAAGGAGGUAGAUGUACCAAUUAUUGGAAGAAAGAGGUGUAGAUGCUACUAUAAACAGACUGCCUCAAUCACAGACAACAUGAUAUGUGCUGGAUAUUUUGAUGGAAGAAAGGACUCAUGUCAGGGAGACUCAGGGGGCCCACUAAUGAUAAAAAAGGGCCGCAAGUGGGUCCAGGCUGGGAUCGUGAGCAUGGGUGAAGGCUGUGCCCUCCCACUGUCACCUGGAGUCUACACUCGAGUGUCCCAGUAUGAGACUUGGAUCAAAGACAUGGUCACUGGCACGACACCGGGCUUUGUCACCUUCACUUCUCCUGGCAUUGACAAGGAUUUAAGUUACUUUUGUCACCUCAAUGGGACGGUUGACGAGAAAUCUUUUGGUGGUGGUGAAAACCUGAGUCCUUUCAAUCACUCAUUGGCGUUCUCUGUUCUUGCAACAUUUCUCCAUGUAUUUUUUGGCAAAGAAUACAUUUAAAUACACAGUGA